AUGCUCGCCGCCUCGUCACCGCACCUCGUCAUCGCCCAGGACGCCAUCACUUGCUUCUACCGCACGGUCCUUUCCUCCAGCAAGGAGCCGAGCAAGGCCUUCUACCUCGCCAUAAUCGCCGACGUUGAAUUCGCACUGCUGUUGGGCGACAUGUGCGGGCGAUUCAUCGAGCAUUUCGGGGCGACACACUCGAUCGUGGCGUUUUCGAUGUCGACGGCGAGAAAGGAGCACGAGAUUAUGAUCCGAUGCAAAGGGGAUGAGCUCAACGCCAAGGAGUUGAAGCUGUACGUAGAGGUCGACAAGAAGGAGGUGGUCAGCGUGCGGAGAUUGAGGUGGAAUUUCAGGGGGAACCAAGCCAUCUUCGUCGACAGUUCGACGGUGGACGUGAUGUGGGACGUGCACGGAUGGUGGUUCUGCGACUCCUCCCGCUGCGCUGAAUUCCUGCGUGGUCGUGUUCGGAUUCCAACGCGGUCGCAUCCGGAUUCCGGCGCGGUCGCGUUCGAAUUCCGGCGCGGUCACAUCCGGAAUCCGUCGUGA
Zingiber officinale is the source of this 537-nucleotide messenger RNA. RefSeq lists its product as uncharacterized. NCBI's taxonomy places the organism in Eukaryota, Viridiplantae, Streptophyta, Magnoliopsida, Zingiberales, Zingiberaceae. The record is from RefSeq and is a predicted model, not a curated record. The transcript has 2 exons. Bases 1 to 537 code for a protein of 178 amino acids.